Molecule: messenger RNA, 2566 nt
Organism: Pocillopora damicornis (cauliflower coral)
Lineage: Eukaryota; Metazoa; Cnidaria; Anthozoa; Scleractinia; Pocilloporidae
Product: endothelin-converting enzyme homolog
Biological process (GO): protein processing
Cellular component (GO): plasma membrane
Molecular function (GO): metalloendopeptidase activity
Source: RefSeq, a predicted model, not a curated record
AUGGCAGAUCCCAAAUACCGCUUAACAAUGGAAGAGAAGAUGCAUCUUGAUGGAAAUUCAAACAGUCCUGACGGCCAUAUAAUACACAGUAGAAAACGGGUGCAAAGAAAUGGAUGUAGCACUUCAGUACUUGUGUUUGUGGUAGUUCUGCUUUCCCUGGCCUGUAUCAGUCUAGUCAUAUUUUUGGCAAUAGAAAAAUUGCAAAGGAACGAUGAAAUUCGAAGCUCGUUUUGUAGAACCGUCCUGGGCACAUCUAACUCGAGUGGGAAUGUGACGCCACCAUGCACAAGUGUCCAAUGCAUACUCGCCUCUGCCAAUAUUCUGCGUACAGUCGACCAGAAUGUAGAUCCGUGCGAAGACUUUUUCCUUCACGCAUGUGGCGGCUGGAUCAAGAGCAACCCUAUUCCACCUAAUGAACCACUCUGGAAUCAAGUGCUUGCUCUCAAGAAAAGAAAUGACCAACUUUUGAAGAGGCUUCUCGAUGACAAAACAGUCAGAAAGAGAUAUAUCGUGAAUGAUGCUGUUCAGAAGGCCUUCCUAUAUUACGAUUCCUGCACUGACCAGGACGCCAUUGAACAUGCGAAAGGGUCACCUCUUCUUGAAUUAAUUGCGAGGUAUGGAUCAUGGAAUAUCACCAACAAAACUUGGACUUCCGACUCCUGGAAUUUUGCCGAGACUUUGGUUCGUAUUCACAAAGAGCUCAAACUCUCGCCACUGUUUACACUUCAAGUAAAACCAGAUCUGGUGGAAUCCUCGCGCUACGUCAUAAUGAUAGAUCAAACGACUCAUACCAUUACAAGAGAUGCAUACCUCGCUAAUACUUCCUACCAUUACCAAGUAAGAAAAGCCUACCAGCAGCUUAUGUCUGAGUUGAUCAACCUGAUCGGUGGAGAGACUAAGUGGGCCGAGCACCAGCUUAAAGAAGUGUUUGAAUUUGAACAGGACCUUUCUAAGCUAUCCGCAACUGCUAACGAGAGAGCUGACAGAAGUAAGGUAUACAAGUUAAUGACUUUGAAAGAACUUCAAAACAAAACAGAAAAACCGAUUGACUGGUUGUUUUACAUAAAAGCAAUGUUUCAAGACACCAGCUACGAAAUAGAGCAAGACGAAGAGCUCGCCAUUUUUGCUUUGGAUUACUUGACAAACAUGUCAAGUUUGAUAACCAACACACCAGAAAGGGUUCUUGCAAAUUACAUGAUGUGGCAGGUAGUUGUUCAGCUGGCUCCCCAUCUUAGUGAAGAAUACCGUAGGGCUUUCUACAACUAUCACAGGGUGGUUAUGGGAAGCUCGGGCGAGACAGACAUCUGGAAAAAAUGUAUUACGGAAAUGAGUCGCCUUGACAAUGACAUUGGAGAUCCUCUGGGAGUAAUCUUCCUGGAUGAGAAGUUUGAAAAAAAAGAUAAAGAGUCGGUAAUGGCCAUGAUCGAUGAUUUGAGGGAAACGUUCAUCGCUAACCUCGACAAACUUGACUGGAUGGACAACAAAACAAGGGCUUAUGCCAGAGAAAAGGCUUCUGCAAUCAGACACAACAUUGGGUACCCAGAAUACAUGAAAGAUAAACGAAAGCUAUCAGAGAGAUUCAAGGACCUAACAAUGGAUAAUUCCUCUUACUUCAACAAUGUGAUUAGCAUCCGAACUUUUUCUAUGAAGACAAUGUUAAAGGAUCUUCGUAAUGUUGUAGACAAAGAAAGGUGGAUGAUUCACCCACAUACGGUCAAUGCCUUCUACGACAGAGUGACCAACAAAAUCAUUUUUCCAGCCGGAAUACUUCAAAUUCCAUUUUACAACAGAAAAUUUCCUCGAGCAAUAAGCUACGGUGGAAUAGGAAUUGUAGUUGCUCAUGAAAUAACGCAUGGAUUUGAUAGCAAUGGUCGGAAAUACAACAAGAACGGUGAUCUUGUUAACUGGUGGUCUGAGUCAUCUAACGAAGCUUUUGAAAAAAAAUCUCAGUGUUUUAUAAGGCAAUAUUCAAACUUUGAAGCUUAUGCGAAAAAGCUGAAUGGUAUCCAAACCCUUGGAGAAAAUAUUGCAGACAACGGAGCUAUCAAGCAAGCGUUUAUGGCUUAUAAAAAAUGGAUUGAGAAAAAUGGCGAGGAACCUCAACUUCCUGCACUGAAUUACACAAAUGAACAGCUUUUCUUCGUAAGUGCUGCGCAGGUGGAUUGUGGAUCUAUUCUUCGCCCAGUUGCUUUGAAAAAAAUUGAGCAGGCAACACACACUCUGGAUCACUGGAGGGUUGUUGGAGAAAUGUCAAACUCCAAGGACUUCGCUGCAGCAUUUAAUUGCCCAGCUCAAUCUCGAAUGAAUCCUGUUAAAAAAUGCUCCAUAUGGUGAAUCACAAUACUAAUUAUAGCCAUUACAACUUCCCCAAAUGUGAUUGUUGCAUCAGCUGCUUUAUGUUUCGCUAAUCACUCUGUACAGUUGUAAUCGGACAGUUGGCUGUAAUCGGAAACCUGUAAUCGGACAGUUGAAGCAGCCAAUCAUACAAAGUCCACUUAGAUAAAGCCACCAAAUCACAGAAUUGAUCACAAUAACCAUAACAACAACCACUUGCCCUGAAAAAUAA